AUGACCUACAAACCGAAAAACGUGGUAAUCACUGGAGGGUGCGGAUUUAUCGGCUCGAAUUUCGUCAAUUUUAUCCAUGGCGCUUGGUCGGAUUGUAAUUUUGUCAACGUUGAUAAGCUGAUCCUGAACAGUGAUACUCAAUACGUCGAUGAGGAGGUAUGAACUUCAUGGAAUGGAUUGAUGCGUUGCGGUCGCGCUGCGGUUCGACGGUAAAAAUCGAGAUUUGAAACUUUUUUCUCGACUAGCUUCCGAUUUUAAGCGUCUUCUUGACCUUCUAAGUGACUGCAACGCGACCGCGACGCUUGGAGCCAUUCCAAAUGCGUCCAAAAGUUCAUAAAUACAAUUUUCCAGGUCCAAAACUCGCCUCGCUACAAGCUAGCUCUGACCGACAUCAAGAAUACCGAAGCCAUCCUCAAAAUUUUUGAAGAAAAUGAAGUUUCCUAAAGAUUCUUUCAAAAUUCUACAGUAAUCUAUCUAGAUAGACACCGUAAUCCAUUUUGCCGCCGACUGUACCUCGACUCGUUGUUAUAAUGAAACGAGUGAAGCCGUUCAUAAUAAUGUUCUGGCUUUUGUCCAACUUCUGGAAUCGGUCAGGAAAUAUGGGAAGAUCCAGAGAUUCGUUCAUAUCAGCACUGAUGAGGUUUCGUUUUUGAAUAAAAUAGUCCGUUCGCUUCGGCUCUGACAUGUCUGCGCCCUCUCCAUCUCUCAGCGGUAUCCAAAAGAUCUACUUUACUGUAGCAAAUAUUAACUGAAAUCUUUUUUUGGUUUUUGAAAUCUCUUCAAUUUCGUAGCUAAUGAUUGACCUGAAAACGCUGAAUGGCUGUUUUGAGGUGCGCCCGACCCGAAACGACUUGCGCGCUUAGGUAUGAGACAGUGUUAGAAAGAGGGAGAGCGCAGAAAAUUCGGAAAAUUCAUUUUUUAAAGUUUUCUGCACAUACCUCUUGCUUGAGAAAAAAAAUGUAGAACCGUCUAAACCUCUUCAUUUCGAACGCUAUUUUUCCAUUGUCUCAAGCUAGUCGUGAAUGAACUAUAGAGCUAUUUAUAGGUCUAUGGAGAUUCCGGCUUGGGAGACGAUGAACAGGGAAAAACGGAAAAUUCUCGACUUGCCCCAGGAAAUCCUUAUGCUGCUACAAAGGUUGGUGGCAAUUGAGAAAAAAAAAAUUACUUUGAGAAGUUGAAAAAACCAUCAAAUAUCUUAAAAGCUAAUUUUUCUGUCAUCAGUUGAACUUUUAAUUUUUUAAAAUCAAUAAAAUCUAAACUGACUAGAAAAAUUCCUUAGAGGAUGAUUUUAUACAACUCGAGAGAAUUGGACGAGAAAUUACUAGAGUGCUGAAUUUUCUUCAUCUUUAAUUUCGAGUUGAAACGUAUUUCAUCCAGGUUUCAAGAGAGAUGUAAAUAAGGGCGAAAAUUUCAUAUUGGCAAUUUCCUGAAAAUUGGCCGAUGGACUUCUUGAUGGACCUUUAAAAGAUCUAGAAUGACUCAACCUGCAAAACUUCCUAUUUUCUGAAACAGUACAUCUUAAAGGCAUAGGGGCAGUAAAACACGGGGUUUCAGGUGAAGGCUGUAUCUUGUAUAGUUUUCCAUUGCGAAUCGAACGGUGUACUCAGAAAAAAUACAGAUGUGACUACUUUUGAAGAAAAACGCGAUUUUACUUUCCCGCCUUUAAUUUUGAAAAAAGCUUUGAAUUGGCCUACGAACAAAUGUUUACAGUAACCGUGCACGCGAUGUUGCGGACUCGCAUUUUUUGAGAAAUAACCGGAUUUCUGCUUCAAAUCAAGGGUUUCUUCUCUGAAAAAACGUUAAGUCAAACAAAAAACACACACCGAUAAUAAAGAAAACACAAAAUAUCGCUAUCCCAAUUGAAACCUGUGUAAAAUCGUCAUUUUUCACAAGAGAAGCAUUUCAAGAUCAGAAUUUGCAAUCUUCUUAUUAAUAGAAAGUUUUUGGGACAAAAAGAAAUUUGGUGACAACAGAAAAAAUUGAAAAUUGAAAGAAACGAAGGAAAAAGCGAAAAUGCGGAAGAUGGCGAAGCCUGUUGUCCAUAGAGCAACUUUACUGCAAAGCGCCCUUUUCGCGGGAACUCAAACUUUUCUCUCUCCGACUUUGAAUGAUUUUUCCUUCAAAACUAGGAACUUCUGUACGUUUCCAAGUUUACCGUUCGAAUCGCAAUGAAAAGCUCUACAAAAUACUGCUUUGAACUGAAACACCGUUUUUUACUGCCCUUGUGCCUUUAAUGUCAAAGAAAACCUUCAAAAUCCUUUCAAAUACACCAUUUUUAGACUUUAAGCUUUGAUUUUUCUCAAAAGAAUUAGAAGACAAGUUAUUAGAGUGGCGGAUUUUCUUCAAGUUUAAACUCUAGUUGAAACGUAUUUCAUUCGGCUUCCAAUGGGAAAAAGGGAGGUUAUUCCAUUUUCUCUGAAAAUUGGCUAGACCACUUCUUGAUGUACCAGAAAUCUAUCUAGAAAGUCUUAAGUUUCAAAAUUUUUUAGUUCUUGAAAAAUGAGGGCUCAAAGCCUCAAUAAAGCAUAUUUUCAUGGAUUUUUAAGGGUUUCUUUGGCUUUUUAUUGUCCUUUUUCAAAAACUAAAAAAUUUUGCGGAUCGAUACUUUCCGGAUCUUCUUCUAGUACAUCAAGAAAUUUUCCAGUCAAUUUUCAGGAAAUUCCGAACCGCAGAAUCCCUUGUAAGUUUCCAAAUUUCAAGCUGAAAAAAUGGCAAAAAAGCAAAAACCCUCGGCAGGAUCCGAACCUGUCCCAUUCAGAUCGCCGGAGAAGCCUACGUUCGCGCUUAUCAAUCUCAAUAUAAUCUGCCGAUAAUCACGGCCCGUAUGAACAAUAUCUAUGGGCCUAAUCAGUGGGAUGUCAAGGUCAGAAAAAUUUGAAAACCGUCAAAAAAUAAUAUAAAACUUUUGAGGUGGUCCCAAGAUUCAUUGAAAUCGCCAAAGUCCGUGGCGAGUACACGAUCCAAGGCAGCGGGAAGCAAUUGAGGUGGGAAAUGGUCGCAUUUGGAAUGACUCAAAGCGUCGCGGUCGCGUUGCGGCUUGAAAAAAAUUCGCUCUGAAUUGGUUCGAUUCACUGAAAGUAGUAUGGCUCCAGGGCUGAAAAUUGGCGAAAAAAUGUGAUUUUUAAAAGUUUUCACCGCUUUUUCGGUCGAUUUUCGCAGUAAAAAGGUCCUUCAAUUUUUUUUUAAAGCUUUAUACUGUAACCGCAACGCGUCCGCGACGCCUUAAGCCAUUCCAAAUGCCACAUUCGAAAAAAAAUUUUAGAUCCUGGCUUUUUGUCGAUGACGCCAGCGCCGGACUGAAAGCCGUAUGUGAAAAAGGAAAACUCGGAGAAAUUUAUAAUCUCGGAACGUAUUAUGAGAAAAAUGGUGAGUUGCAAAAAAGGGCUGAGGGAUUGAACUAGGAAGCUACAUAGUGGAAGUCAAGGCCAUUAGCCAGUAGGCUAUGCUGAAUUAUCGUCAUUUUUCAAGCUUUUCCUAAAAUCUGGAGCUUUUUGAGCAAAAACGGGUCGGAAAAUCGAACUUGGAACCUAAAUAGUGAAAACCAAGGUCUUUAGCCACUGUGCUAAACUGAAAAUUGAAGCUUUUGUCAUUUUUUUUCUGAAGUGAUAUGACUUUUGACAGUGAAAAGACUUGGGGCUAUCAUUUUCUAGAAUCUUGCGCUUUUCGAGCAAAAACGGGUCGUGGAAUCGAACUUGGAACCGAAAAAUCGGGGAGCCAGAUCUUUAGCCAGCAAGCUAUGAUGAAAAGGGACCUUCUAAUUAUUAUUUUCUGCAGUUUGAUUCCAAAUUCUCCAAUGAUUAACAUUUUUUCAAAGAAAAGAAGAAGUUUUUCAGUCGCCGACCUCGCCCAAGUCAUCCAACAAGAAGUCGAUGCGCAGUUAAAUCGUCCCUAUGAGCCGCCAAGAUACAGGAGCAUCCCCGACCGACCUUAUAACGAUUUGAGAUAUUUUAUUAGUAUUGAGAAGGCCAAGGAGUACUUGCACUGGGAGCCGACGACGUCUUUCGAAGAAGGUACCGUUAAAAAUUGAAAAAAAAAAUUUCUUUAGAACAAAAUUUUGAUGAAAAUGACAUAGGAAACGGAAAAAAAAACUUUUUCAUGUUUAAGUUCAUUUUCUCAAGUUUCAAGCCCCUCGAUUUAUUCGAAAAGACUUCCGCGUUUUGUAAAGCGCGCCCGACUCAAACUGACUUGCGCGCUGUGGCACAACACAUUUUUCAGAAGAACUGAGGGAGGAAAAAGAACUUUUUCAAGAAAAUGAAGGAGAAGAAGGCGGUUAAAAUGAACUUCUCUUCUUUAAUACAGUCCUACCUUUCUAUUUUCGACAAUUUUUCUUGAAAAGUUGAUAAACCAAUAACAAAAAACCCAUUCAAGGCAUGAGAAGAACCGUGGCCUCGGCCUUGAAACCUAAAAAAGCCGUCAAAAUGCACGUGGCGAUCUACGGCGGCAAGGGUUAUGUGGGUCUUGAAGUGCAGAAAACGCUCCUGGAGAAGGAAAUUCCGUUCGUUCUGGCCACGAAGAAGGUUGGAGUCGACGCUGAUGCGGAGGUAAAACAUUUAAAAAAGGGACAUUAAAUUCACCACUAGCUUGAGAUACUGUAGAGGAGAAGCUUUAAGAAUCUUUUGAAAGCUUCAUAGGAGAAAAACGGCAUUUAUAGUGCGUUCGCCACAACUUGAAACGGCAAAAAUUUCUCUGCGCUCUCUUUCUCUCUAGGCGACGCUCCCACGUUCACGUGCUAUUUCCACGUUGCUCUAGCCUCGCUUGUGAGGGAACAGAGAGACGCAGACAGGCAGAAAGUUUCAAGUCGCGGCGAACGGAGUUUAACCUUGCUUAAAUAAAGUUAGAAAGGGAGACGGUGAUUCUGGUCCCUCCGCUUUCACCACGCUCUCUAAUCUUCCAUGCCUUUUUUCGGUAAUUCAGCUAGUCCAACUUUGAGCUGAGAACCGUCUCAUUUGAAUUUUAUUUCUGCGAAAAACCCCAUUUUUUUCAUCGACCUUUAUCAUUAUGAAGCCAAUAUUAAAUUAAUCAUUCAGAAAUCAACUCGAAUUUCAGGUAGAAAGCGAGCUGGCCACUUUGGGAGCGACCCACGUAAUUUGUGUUACUGGCAGGACCCACGGACCAGGAUGCAAUACCAUAGAAUACCUGGAAGGUGGUCCUGAUAAGGUGGAUAUCAAUGUUCGGGACAAUAUGUACAGGUCAGGCUCAUUGAGUGGUCGCGUUUGGAAUGUCUCGCGUCGCGUCUUGUCGAGACAAUAUUGAAUUGGCAGCGCCUAAAGAAAACUACCAUUUGGCAGCGCCCGACCUUAUGCUCUUUAGAAUGUCAGACAGCGCAAGUAGUUUUUGGUCGGAUUCGUCCUAGAAAGUUUUCUACAAUGCAGUAAAACAAUCUUUUUUUAAUCCGAGAUUUCCGAAAAAUUGAAAUAAUUUCUCCGUCUCGAGCCCAUUCUCUUGCGAUCUCUAUUCAUUUUACGAAAGUGAUUUUCAGCGCAACAGUCCUCGCCCAUCUCUGUCGCAAACUGGGCAUUCAUCACACUUACAUCGGCACCGGCUACAUGUUCGCUUACGACGAGAAGCAUCCGAUCGGUGGCCCUCAGUUUAAGGAUGAAGGUUUCUUCUUUCUUCAGGGAUUUAUUUGAAAAAAUUUCCAGACGAGCCAACAUUUUUCGGAUCGGCCUAUUCUGUGGUGAAAGGCUUCACCGAUCGGCAAAUGUCCUAUUUUAAUCAGAAGGUUCGGAAAAAAAUAUUUUAAGGUAUUAACUCAAAAUAUUCGAAAUUUUACGGCUUUAUGUAGCUGUUGUCACAUUUUGAAUGAUUGCAGAGUGAUUAAUUUGAAAAGCGGUUGACUUGAAGCGCCUUGCAGCUCUUUGAGCCAUUCCAAAUGCGGCCACCGCUCAUAUUUCUCCCCAUGAUAGAAGUUUGAAUCGCUACAAAGUAGUCACUUUGAAAAGCGACUGAAUUAAAGUGACGCAACGCAGCCGCGACGCUUUUAGCCAUUCCAAAUGCGACCAUAACUUUCACAGUUUCUUGAUUUCAGGGCUGGGAAAACCUCAACGUUCGUAUCACUCUCCCAUUGAGUUUGGACCUCAACCAGCCUCGAAAUCUACUCUCCAAGAUCAUUAAUUACAAGUAAGUUUUUUCCUCAUCUCCGGAUUCGACAAUCAAAGCCGGGAUUUUUGAAAGCUUUCCAGCAAAUUUCAUGAAAAGAUCGUUGUAAAGAGCCAAUUUGUAGAUUUUUCAAUGCUUUUGCUCUUUAGGAAAUGGAAAAAAAAACUAGGAAUGUCGAAAUUUUUCCAGAGAGCUCUUCGACAUCCCAGUCUCCAUAACAAUCCUGCCAGAUUGUCUGAACUCGAUGGUUUCUUUAAUGGAAAGAAGAGUGGGCGGGACUUUGAACCUCGUGAAUCCCGAACCAAUCAGCCUUUUUGAGAUCGUCAAGCUGUACAGAGAGGUUUUAGGACUUUUUUUGGAAAGAUAUUUCGAAAAUUUUCUUUUUUUCAACAAAAGAGAACUUCUGAAUGACCAGGUUUGGCUUAGAAAGGUAGUUUUAAGGCACGGCUUUCGAAAUCGAUCAGAAAUUUUCUCAAAAAUAUAUUUUUGAUCACUGAAACCGGCUUCUCCCAAUGACUCGAACCUCACUUCCUAAAAACAAGAAGCCCAUCUCUGAGUGAUCACUCAAGGGAAAAAAAGGCUUUUCUCGAGUGAUUUCUUUAGUGAACAGUUAAUGAUUAGUCGUAUUGAUUUUAUUUCUUCCGUACUCGGAAAAUUUUUAGUGGCCAUUAUAGAGGUUCGCCAAGGACUACUUGGAGAGAACACUAAAGUGGCCACUAAGCCCACCUCUAUAGUGGCCACUAGUUUUCGUUUUAGUGGCCACUUCAGUAGUUUUUCGUCCAGUAUUCCUUCCAGUAACUCUGAUAAUUUGAAAACAAACAUAUUGGACCAGUUAUUUUGAUCCAUUGACCUCUAAAGUGGCCACUAAAAUUUUUAGCGGUCUAGCAAUAGCUCUUAGGCCUCUAUAAUGGCCACUAGUUUUUAACCCCUUAAGUGGCCACUAAUUUGACUACUAUAGUGGCCACUAAAACGUCUAAACCCUAUAGUGGCCACUAAAAGUUUUCACAGUAAGUUAAAAUUUUGUCAUAGGCGGGGCUUGAAAAGGUAAUUUAAGGACGCAUUUAUCGAAAAAUUCUUAUUUUUCGGGAUCUUCAAGACUUUUAUUUUAUAUCAAAACUUUUCGAUUAAACUAACUGAAGCAUACUUUUUUUCAGAUCAAGCCUGACUCAGCUGGACCGGAUCCAAUCGCGAUCGGAGCCGAUACGGAACGAGGCAAACAAUUAUUGGCCACCAAGGGCAACUGUGCCCUGGACACGACGUUGCUCCAGCAGUUGGCGCCGGUUUCGACCGCCCGGGAGAGUCUUCUCGUCCAUUUUGCGACCCUUUGA
Messenger RNA from Caenorhabditis auriculariae, 7427 nucleotides. Lineage: Eukaryota; Metazoa; Nematoda; Chromadorea; Rhabditida; Rhabditidae. The record is from the annotation of a GenBank genome assembly.